AUGAUGCCUGCUGGGGAUCUGCGGUGCCUGCGGUGCUGUGAGUACGGAGUAGCAUGUCCUGUAUAUACGGGCAGGAAGACGCCUCAACGCGCCGUCGUCUGGCUCGCUGAGACGCCCGCGGCCCUGCUGCAGGGUUCUGCCUGGCAGACGACGCUGCUCGAGGCCGUCCAUCUGCCUGCUGAUGCUUGUUGCUGCCUGUCUUGUUGCUGCCGGCGGUUUGUUCGUGGAUGCCGCCGUCGCCUGCAUGGUCACUCGCGCGCAGGAGACCAGCAGAAGCGACGACGGGGAGGCCUUCCUGCAGGCCAUCCAAGUAGCCAGCAGACCUGCAUCUCCGUCUCUCUGUCUCUGUCACUCCUGUCGACUGGUGUUGUCGUCUCUUAUGUGGUCUGGCCGUGUAGUAGUAGAAAUAAUAAUCAACAACUAAGAUAG
Trichophyton rubrum CBS 118892 is the source of this 429-nucleotide messenger RNA. RefSeq lists its product as uncharacterized. The coding region runs from base 1 to 429 and encodes 142 amino acids. The record is from RefSeq and is a predicted model, not a curated record. Lineage: Eukaryota; Fungi; Ascomycota; Eurotiomycetes; Onygenales; Arthrodermataceae. The transcript has a single exon.